Molecule: messenger RNA, 1011 nt
Organism: Neurospora tetraspora
Lineage: Eukaryota; Fungi; Ascomycota; Sordariomycetes; Sordariales; Sordariaceae
Exons: 3
Coding region: 1-1011 (336 amino acids)
Source: RefSeq, a predicted model, not a curated record
AUGAUCAAGAACAACGCCAUCGUCAUGAGCUCGGCUACACAGGGGGGACCCGUGGUCCCAAAGGAGGAGAAGAAGGGUUUCGGCAAGGUCUUGGCAAGAGUGAAGACGGUUCUGAGAACGAAGCGACUUUCGACCAGCGGCGCAAAGGCCGAUCCCGCUGCUACCGCCGAUAAGAAGGGCAAGGAAACCGCCAAGAGCACCACCAAGACCGCCCCUGCUGCUGCUGCGGCCAAGGCUGUUGACCCCAAUGCCCAAGAGGUCCCUCGCGCUCAGUUGUUCGAGGAGCGUGCCAAGAAGCUCGGUGAGCUCUAUGGCUUGGAGCUGAAGCCUAGCGAGUGGCACUCGACUGAGGGCCAUGCUCUCCGUGUUGAGAAGCCCAUCAAGAUGCGUGUCCACCGCAAGUGCCACCAAUGCGACACCUCGUUCGGAGCUUCCAAGGAAUGCUCCAAGUGCAAGCAUACGCGGUGCAAGCAGUGCCCUCGUAUCCCGUCCAAGAAGUCCGAGGCCGAGAGGGAGGAGAGCAGGAAGAAGCGCGCACAGAUAAUCAAGGACCGUGCCGAGAACGCCCCCAUCAUCCCCGACUGGAACCCGAAGUCCGAGAAGAACCUCGUCCUCAGACGUCCCGCCAAGACUGGAGCUCAAGAUUUGGUUCACAAGAAGCCUCGCCAACGCGUGCGCAGGACUUGCUGCGGCUGCAAGAGCCUCUUCACUUCUGGAAACAAGACUUGCCAGGGAUGCCAGCACGUCCGUUGCACGGAAUGCCCUCGGGAUCCAUCAAAGAAGGACAAGUACCCCUAUGGCUAUCCUGGAGACCAGCCCGGAAAACGCCAGGCUCACUUUGAAUGCAAGUCCUGCAAGAACAUCUUCGCCUCGGAGCCACAUGUCACCACCUGUCCCAAGUGCUUUAACAGAGACUGCGAACGACUUGCGCCGAAGCGGGUGGAACCUCAACCCGAUCCCGAAGCUUGGAAGAGCAUACAAGCAAAACUUGAGGCGAUGAAGCUCAAGUAA